AAUCAGUUCAUGGUCUCGUUCUCUCCUGCUGGUGGUUUGUGAGCGAUGAGACUUUUCUUUGAGCAGGACGGUAGGGCAAGCGAAGGCUGUCGACGAUUUAUUUAUUCGGAUGGUUGGAUUCUCUGUGAGAGUGGAACCAGGGUUUGCGUUUCGAGAAUGCUGGAGACAUCCGAGAACUGCCAGAAUAGUAUUCUGGCAGUUCUAAAAGUCUGUAUUCUGAGAAAGCAGACUUUCAUCGAGCCCUAUUCCAGACUUCUGUAUCACUCCAAGCAGAUGUGGAUUUUGCAAAGGUGGGUUCAACAUGGAAUUAAUCUCGUGUUCCAUAACUAGUACUUGGAGCAUGUUCUUUCCACAUCAAGUGGCAAGAGUUUGCAGGUCAGUGUUUUGGAUACUCGUUAAACUUACAUCUUCUAAAUGAUUCAAGUUUGCUCAUAGUGAAAACAUGAUUCAAAGGGGAAGACAAACAACGUUCUGAAUAGUGUGAUGGUGUACUCGAAGGUACUUGUGGGCUACUCUCUUUGAUGAUGCUGAGGAGUAGAAAUCUGCCAAAUGCAAACACAUCAUAUUGUAAAUCUAUUACUGGCAAGAAGG
Molecule: messenger RNA, 591 nt
Organism: Marchantia polymorpha subsp. ruderalis
Lineage: Eukaryota; Viridiplantae; Streptophyta; Marchantiopsida; Marchantiales; Marchantiaceae
Source: the annotation of a GenBank genome assembly